GCUGAUGAUUAAAAUUGUCCAGUACCGAACCAUCCCAAAAUGAAGAUAAUUCUUAUCUGCCUGGCGUGCUGGAUCGCUGUGGGAAUAGCAGCUCCUGAGAAAGGGUUAUUUCUUAACCUGGACAAUGGAGAGCUUUGCAUUGGAAGCUUUCAAUGCAAGAGUGACUGUUGUCAGAGAGACACUGCAUUGAGUCUGUCAAGGUGUUUCAGCAAAGGACCUGAGGGAGAUUUGUGCUCUGACCAUUUCCUGUACAAUAUUUACUACAGAUGUCCCUGUGAGCGGGGCCUGAAGUGCGAUGGGGAUAAAUCCUUCAUUGGCUCCAUAACCAACACCAACUUUGGCACCUGCAAAGACCCGAACGAUAUAACAAAAGUCAUCCAACCAAAAGAAGACUAAAGGAUCAACCUAAAUGAUCUCAGCACAGUUCACUGCUGUGUCUAACCACUAAAGCACAGAGUGUAUUUGGGAGUUACGCAACACCCACACCUAUAUAUGUAUCGUACAUAUCGAUUAUUUGUCGUGAUUAAGUCUUGAAGGAGGGAACAAUUGAGGCUGUAAGCUUCCUUUCUGAUCUACAAGGUGAUUUGUCGUUGAUUGAUUAAAAAUCACUUCAAUUAAUCUUAAUCCAAGUGUGACGAUGCCUUUCAUUUACUCUGAAGUCGCAGCAGAAACCCAAAAGUUCUCGAGUUUUAUUAUACACAGUUAAUUGCAAAAUUAAACCUUGAACGCGUCAGAUUAAACACUGGGCAGAGAUGAGCCUCUGUUGUUGAAAUACAACACGUAACAUGGCAUGAACAACCGGCAAAUGCAUCGUUUUAUUCAGUAAAAUGUAGAUUUCAAUAACACUAAAGCAAAUCAAUCCCUCCAGUUGGCUCAUUUUCUCCUUUGAUGAUUUGUUUUCCUUCAUAGCGUCUUGCAGUCCUGCAUGCUUUUAUAAAUAAACCUAUUUGUCCUCUGCAAUAAUGUCCAAUAAAACACUGUUUUGCAU
Messenger RNA from Callorhinchus milii (elephant shark), 988 nucleotides. It is a transcript of the gene clps, whose product is annotated as colipase. Gene Ontology annotation, molecular function: lipase binding; enzyme activator activity. The record is from RefSeq and is marked provisional. NCBI's taxonomy places the organism in Eukaryota, Metazoa, Chordata, Chondrichthyes, Chimaeriformes, Callorhinchidae. Gene Ontology annotation, biological process: digestion; positive regulation of catalytic activity; lipid catabolic process. Gene Ontology annotation, cellular component: extracellular region.